Molecule: messenger RNA, 1464 nt
Organism: Oppiella nova
Lineage: Eukaryota; Metazoa; Arthropoda; Arachnida; Sarcoptiformes; Oppiidae
Source: the annotation of a GenBank genome assembly
AUGAAGACGAAAAAAGUGUUGAAUUCGAGACAACCCAUUGUCGUGACCGCUGUCGAGCACCAGAAGAAUGCUGUGAACGAUGUGUUUCCACCACUUCCUCCACAACAACACACGUUGCAGUCCCUCAUCAACGGUGCAGUCGAUGAUCAUUACGAACAAAGGGUCGAUCCGAUUGUCACGACCACUGAGUCCUCCGAUGAGACCCUCGGGCCGGACCAGGAGUUGUCGUUAAGCGAAGAACAGAUAUUACAACGUUUGCCAAAAUUAAAGCUUAUCUCAGAUAUGCAUUCACGUGAUAUACCACCACAUCCUUCAUCCGCAAUGCCAGCUCUCACUCCCAUUCCUUCAUCCCAUCAUUUAGAGAGCCCUUCAACCCAUGCAUCGAUGGACACAAUCACUGAACCAACGAGUCAUUCAUCUGAAAGACAUUUUACGAGCAAUUGUGUCAUUAAUCUGAACGCAAGUGAAGGCAAUUGUAUUAAUAACUCCAUAUUAGCCGAAGUCACGAAUCUAUUAACCCAAGGAUAUCCUAAUCUUGAGUCCAGUCUUGCGAGCACUUCCACUGCAGUCGACUCAUCCUCUUUGGGCUGUAAUUUGGUCGACAAUAAUGUGAAGACAUCUCAAACCGUGAAUGUAGUCAAUGGUGUGUCCGAACAAGACGUGGAUGAAAAUCAAUCGCUUAACUCAACAAAUAUAGUGGACAUUGAUUUGAACGAUAACUCCAACUCACCGAUGAUGUCAAACACAACGGUUCUAAAGCCAAAAGAACCAAAAGUAGUGUCAUUUGCAGACAUGAAUCAGUCGUUAAAUACCUCAUCAUUGGCCACAAAACCACAUCUCAAUACUAGUGGUCCACAUGUGUCUCAUUUGAGUCGAAUCUCAUCGAACAGAGUGUCAAACGGAUCCUUAAGAGGAGUGAGACACUUGCAGCCCUUCCUGUACUGCGCCAAAGACUAUCGUAUAUUCGGAAUGACUCGACAUUCGGGACGCCAUAAGGCGGCCGAAGAGGAGGAGGAGGCGGACAAUGAGCUGAGUAUGACUAACGCCUCGUGGAGUGAGAUCGAUGGCAGUCAGUACGAGAUAAAUGUCACCAAAUGGACAGAUGAGGAGCAGAGGAAGGAGAUUCUCAAAGGAGUGGCUGCCAUGAAGUUCGUGAAGAGUAUUCGCGACGACGGAGUCUUCUACUGUUUCACUGCAUUCCCGGGUCAGUCCAACCCAACCGAUGGCUUGCAUUGUGUGAUGCGGUUAGAGAGGGAUGCCGUCAAAGAGCAGCGGUUUAGCGCAUUAGCCGUCACUCAUCUGUAUGUGAUUUGUGGCGAGUGUUUGGUGACCGCCGAGAACGGCAAGCAAAAGAAGUCAGUGGAAACGGGUCACGAGAUACUGAUCCCGGCCCACACCAGGUAUCAGAUCGAGAAUAAAUCGGUCAAUUCGUCCUAUUUUUACGUCAUCGUUACCCUGAGCUAA